AUGCGCUCGCCUUCUAUAGAUACUGUGCUCACAGCUUCUUCGCUACCCCCUUCACGGUUCCGGCCGUAUGAAUGGAAGGAGAGGCUCCUCUCGGUUUCUUACACCAAAGGAGGGCUUGACAGGGUCAAAGUUCUUGGUAGCGACGCAACCGGGCAUACUGGUUGUGUGAACGCACUCUCGUGGGCCAAGGGAGGAGAGGUUCUGAUAAGCAGUGGAGACGAUGUAACCGUCAGACUGUGGCGGAUGGAUAGAGACAACACACAGGAAGACUACCCCUUUAAAUGCGACACGGUCAUCCAUACCGGGCACAGAGGCAAUGUAUUCAACGCUCAAAUGCUGCCACAUUCUUCUCGCAUUGCGACGGUGUCCGGCGACAGCCAGGUACGCGUAUUUGACCACGAGAAGGCGGCCGGGUCUCCUGGCAACAACGGCGAGACCGAGUACAGCACUCGGCAGGCUGCUAUCCGCAUCUUCCGAUGUCACAGUGGGCGGACGAAGAGGAUAGUCACUGAGGACAGCCCUGACUUAUUUCUGACAGUAUCGGAGGACGGGACAGUCCGCCAACACGACCUUCGCGUGCCUCAUUCAUGCCAAGGCGACGCUUGUCCUGCCCCAUUAGUCGCGCUCAAUUGCGAGCUUUCGACACUAUCGCUUUCUCCCCUUACACCAUAUCAGUUCGUGGUGGCCGGAGAGUCACCCUACGGCUACUUGUUCGACCGUCGACACGCAGGCCGACAGUUUGCUGAGGAGUGGGGUCAGCCACCGGACAGCAGCGAAGUGACAACAUGUGUUCGAAGGUUUGGACGACAUGGUCGCGGCAGCCACGAACGCAGAGGUCGUGAGCACAUCACUGGUUCCCGGAUGGCAUCCAGCAACGGCCACGAAGUCUUGCUCUCAUAUAGUGCGGACGGUAUAUACCUCUAUUCUACCAAGGACGAUCCUGGAGUCACCAGCAUGGCGAGCGGGGAGUCGUCAAUAGUUCCGCCGAAUAAGAAGCGUAGUCCGCCGCGAGAUCGAAUACAGGCUAGCAAUUCGGAAGUCGAGCUGAUGGAGGAGCGGUCCGCUCGCGACAUUAUGAUGGAAGACGACAUCGAGCGUAUGCUAUCUGAACAUGUCUCACCUCCUCGAACAGCUGAGCAGGAACCGUUGCUUGGAGAUGAGGCCGCAGAUGAAGAAGAUCCUGAAGCUCGGCUGGCUGAUAACAAUAGCGACGAGGAGGAAGAUGAGGACAUGGACGAAGCGGAAGAAAGGCAGGGGGAUACUCGAUACUCAAGCGUUCCCACUAUCUUGCCUCGCGCACGUUUCUCGGGAAUAUGCAACGUUGAAACUGUGAAAGACGUCAACUUCCUUGGACCAAGGGACGAAUAUGUCGUCUCCGGUUCGGAUGACGGUAACUGGUUCAUGUGGGAGAAGGAUACAGGCAGACUGCACGACAUUCUAGAAGGCGAUGGUUCAGUCGUCAAUGUCAUCGAGGGUCAUCCAUAUCUUCCUUUGGUCGCCGUGAGCGGGAUCGACUUGACGGUCAAGCUCUUUGCAUCCACGCCCGGUCCGAGCCGGUUCUCAAGAUUGGAUAAGUCGGAGUCCAUCAUCAACCGCAAUGCUCAAGCUGCGAGGCCGCGUCGGAGCGAUCUAUCGAGCCUCAUCCUCUAUUACCGACUCGCCCGGAGAAUGGCGGAAGAAGGGGAUGCCGGCGGUGGUGCGGAUCUUCCGCAGUGCACUUUCCAAUGA
Molecule: messenger RNA, 1728 nt
Organism: Dichomitus squalens LYAD-421 SS1
Lineage: Eukaryota; Fungi; Basidiomycota; Agaricomycetes; Polyporales; Polyporaceae
Product: WD40 repeat-like protein
Exons: 9
Coding region: 1-1728 (575 amino acids)
Biological process (GO): negative regulation of fatty acid biosynthetic process
Cellular component (GO): cytoplasm; Cul4-RING E3 ubiquitin ligase complex
Molecular function (GO): protein binding
Source: RefSeq, a predicted model, not a curated record